Chara braunii is the source of this 2739-nucleotide messenger RNA. The record is from the annotation of a GenBank genome assembly. Lineage: Eukaryota; Viridiplantae; Streptophyta; Charophyceae; Charales; Characeae.
GUCCGAGUGUUAUACACUGAGCCUUGGGAGGAGUCUAAAGAGGUCGACCUCCACGCCCACAUGGAGCAUUGGCCGCAGCUCAAGCAGCAACGCUGUGUCCAAGGGAGCGUGGAGCUGACUUUCUUUAAACUGCUCAUGAACCGCCGAUACAUCCGCGUGCUGAUUGACAGUGGUUCGACCACUAACUUCUUCUCUCCGAACGGGAUUCGUAAGGCGGGCCUGAGUAUGAAGCAAGUGGAACUGCAGAACCCUUGCCGGACUCAGGUGGGCAACCAAGAGGUUGUCACUUCCACUCAUGCUGUCAAAGGUGUGCGCAUCGCCUUUGACAAAGACCGCACUGUCACACACGAGCUGAAUUUCUAUGUCUUGGAUAAGUGUCCUUUCGACGCGGUCAUUGGCUUGGGCUGGCUAAAAGCUCAUUGCCUAAGGACCAUGUGGGCGAACAAUCAGUUCGUGGUACUUGAUGCCAAGCGGAACGAGCGUACCGUCUUACUAGAUGAGACGCGCGAGUCCCCUGUGACUCUUCUAAGUGCUAACAAAUUCUGCAGAUCAGUGCGCAGGCGCAAGGAGGCUGGGUUUGUACAUAUAGCUCUUGUAAAGCCUUUCCAUGUGCCUUCUACUUUUCCUGCAUUUUCUACCUCUGAAGGUAACUCUACCUCUACUACUUCUACUUCUGUUCCACCUACUUCUGCUGUAAAUGAUCGAUCUAGUGCGGAACCAAAUAUUUCGAAACUGGUUGUAAUUGUUGUAAAUUCCCAAUCUGAUUUUCUCUCCCCUGAUGAGAAUCAUCCUCCACCAGAAAUCCCAGCGAACAUUCGUCAUCUGUUAGAUCGAUUUCCUGAGGUAUUGGCUGAACCCCGCAGAGUUCCCGAGCGUCCAGUCAAGCACAAAAUCGAGAUAAUAGAGGGAAGUGUUCCUCCAAAGGGCUGUGUCUACCGUAUGGGACAAGGCGAGUUGGAGGAGCUACGGAGACAAAUUGAUGACAUGAUUGAUCGUGGAUGGAUUAGGCCUAGCGAGUCUGAGUUUGGCGCACCUGUUUUGUUUGUGCCGAAGAAAGGAGGCAAACUUCGGAUGUGCAUUGAUUAUCGUGGUUUGAACCGAAUCACAAGGAAGAAUGCCUACCCUUUGCCUCGUAUAGAUGAUCUGUUGGAUGCGGCCGGUGGAUGCAAAGUCUUCUYYRAGAUCGACCUCAARUCUGGCUACCACCAGAUUGAAGUUGAUCCGAGCGACCAGCACAAAACUGCGUUCAAGACACGUGAUGGGCUGUACRAAUUCAUCGYUAUGCCCUUCGGCCUUACGAACGCACCAGCCACAUUUYARUCYYUCAUGGACRAGGUACUCCGCYACCAACUUAAYAGGUUUGUGGUUGUGUAUCUUGAUGRCAUUCUGAUUUUCAGCAAGUCCAUGGAGGAGCACGUCAAGCAUCUCGAGGAGGUCUUGCAAGUCCUCAAAGACGCUCAACUGCACCUCAACUUGGAGAAAUCUGAGUUUGGCAGGGACAGCGUUAUCUACCGUGGGCACCGGUUGUCUGCAAGCGGUCUUGAGCCGGAGGCAACCAAGGUUGUGGUCAUUCGCAACUGGCCUCAACCGGCGAAUGUACGCGAGCUGCGUUCUUUUCUUGGUUUGGAUUCUUACUACCGGAAGUUUGUGCCUAAGUUCUCUGUCAUUGCUCACCCACUCUCACGCCUGACUAGUAAGAAUGUUGCCUAUGGGUGGUGUGAAAAGUGUGAGACUGCGUUCCAAGCCUUGAAAGAGGCUUUGGUGAGUCAUCCUGUGCUCCGCAUUGCGGAUCCCAACCUCACGUUCGUAGUUACUACGGACGCGAGCCAGUUUGGGAUUGAUGCAGUGCUGCAACAAGAUGAUGGCGAUGGUCUGCGUCCGCUUGAAUAUUACAACAAACGCAUGCCCAACCACAAGGUAGCCACUUCCACAUACAUGCGGGAGCUCUACGCCCUGCGCGAGGCGCUAACGCAUUGGAAGCACUACCUCUUGGGUCGCCACUUCAAGGUCUAUUCAGAUCAUCAGACCUUGCAAUGGAUUAAGACACAAACUGAUCUCUCUCCAACUCUGACCCGCUGGCUGCAUGACAUUGAUGUUUUCAAAUUUGAACUAAAACAUAAGAAAGGCUGCUAUAAUCGUGUUGYUGAUGCUCUGUCGCGCCAUCYCGAGUAUUUGACUUGCCUUGUGGACUCGUACGACCUCCGGAGGAAACUGAAGGAGGAUCUGGUCGAGCACACUGCCAAGGAUCCGAACCUUAGUCCCAUCCUUGAGCAGCUCAAGGAUGACCCCAACAGUCAGCCUGAUUUUCAUGAAUGCGAGGGUCUUGUGUUUCGCCGGUAUGGAAAGUUUGACCGUUUGUGUGUACCCAACCAUGCGCCUCUCCGAACUCACUUCUUGGAUCUGGCGCACGGUCGGAGUGGACAUUUUGGCUUUGAGAAGACUUAUGGAAGUCUUCUGCAACAAUUUGACUGGCCAGAAAUGAAAGGAUCUGCUUAGAAAUUUAUUGUUGAAUGUCAAUCUUCCAUGCCUCCAAACUGUUCCCACACAUUGAUGAUGAGACUUUUCCCUUCCGUGAUCCUAUGAUACCUCGCCCUAUUGACGGCGGCCAUGAGAUUGACAGAAUCGUUUCUCACGAGGGGAGAGGAAGGAACAGACAGUACAAAGUUAAUUUCCUCUACCACCCGUUGAACGAAUUCUUCUGGAUCGAACGGAAAGAACCGAUAAAGAGUGCUCCACGUG